Molecule: messenger RNA, 676 nt
Organism: Pygocentrus nattereri (red-bellied piranha)
Lineage: Eukaryota; Metazoa; Chordata; Actinopteri; Characiformes; Serrasalmidae
Gene: cfap276
Product: chromosome 28 C1orf194 homolog
Exons: 5
Coding region: 168-650 (160 amino acids)
Source: RefSeq, a predicted model, not a curated record
CCGGUCACAGCGCCGCUCCAGCCUGUCCACCGCCGCUGCUCUCGUGACGUCACAGGUUUCUUGGUUGCUCGGUUUCGUAGCAACGGUGGUCAGAACAACCGCGCGGCUCCUCCGGAGUGACCAUUCCUACAGCUAACGCCAGUCCGGCUGGGGAGACUCGGCCCGCCAUGCCGCGAAGCCGAGAUCCGUUCCCUUUUCCACGACAUGAGAACGACCAGACUUUCACAGGGAAGCAAGUUUGUCAGAAACCCCCCUUUAAAAACCCCACCCACCUCGCGCAGAACGCUCAGCCGUGGAGCCGCCUGAACGACACGGCGACCGAAACCAGCCUGAGGCGAAGCGUCCUCCACCGCGACGAGGAGACACCAAGAGACAGCCUGGACUUCCACCUCAGGUCCGUCUAUGACAACCAUCUGGACUUCCUCCGGGACAAGAGCCAAACGCUGCAACAGAGAGAGACUCUGAUGGACCGCAGGGCAGCGCACCCAGAAGCAGACGAGGCAGCGCGCGAGACUCGGGAGACGAGAGUCUGGGUGAACCCUCAGAAAGAGUCCAUCUACAGCAUCGAGGGAACCAUCGAGUCUCAUCACAACGCUUCUACAAACCGGGGCUACUCCAGGAAGCACGACGGCGGGUUUUACUCGGCAUAAAUAAAAGUGAUUUUACCAAAACCAAA